AUGGAACAUUUAACUACACAACAAAAAGUUGAUUUUGCUAAACAAGAAUUUUCCAUGCUGGUUGCUGAUAGAAACACUAAUCGAAAUCAAUCAGUUGGUUAUGAUGUUGAUCCAGUUCGAGAAGUUAAUGAUACAAUUACUCGACGACAAGCAACCUUAUUAAUCAACAAAGUUGGUUUCAAUGUAUCAAGUGCUGAAUUAUCAGAUUUAAUUCAUGAUGAAGAUUUACAUGGUAAGCAAUUUAUCGAAACAUUUGAUGAACAAGAAAUCAAUCGACGCAACUAUCAACUACUCAAAAAGAUAAAAAAAUUAACAAAGAAUGGUACCGCAAUCAAUGAUCAGAUCUAUGAAACGUUAUGUGCACAAAUGGGUGUUUCAGUUGAAGAUGGUGAUGAUGAUCAUGAUGAUGAUGAUGGCAGUUAA
This is a messenger RNA of Rotaria sp. Silwood2, 423 nucleotides long. The record is from the annotation of a GenBank genome assembly. Lineage: Eukaryota; Metazoa; Rotifera; Eurotatoria; Philodinida; Philodinidae.